Messenger RNA from Toxorhynchites rutilus septentrionalis, 1858 nucleotides. Its product is annotated as ERC protein 2-like. The coding region runs from base 350 to 1300 and encodes 316 amino acids. NCBI's taxonomy places the organism in Eukaryota, Metazoa, Arthropoda, Insecta, Diptera, Culicidae. The record is from RefSeq and is a predicted model, not a curated record. The transcript has 5 exons.
GAAAUUGGUUCAUAAAAUUCAAAAUAUUCGGCAAAAUAUUGCAGUUUAAUAAUGUUGAGUUCAAGCAUUUUUAAUUUACAGUCCGAUAUCAGUACAAUUGCUACGGCAGCAAUUUCAAUACUCGCAUCGGCAUCCAGUUUCCUAACGUUUUUGAUGGCAAAUAAAAACAAUAAACAUUCGAUCCAAAUGCUCGCUGAUUGUUUGGACCGAUUGCAUUGAAUCGAACAUUCACUUCACCGUGUAGCAGCACAUUCGUCACAACAUUUGUCGAUUCAUCGAGUCAAAUGUUUGAGUCCAACAUUCGAGUGAAACGUUGGACGAAUCGUGUAGCGCCCGCAUAACAAGCCAUAUGGGGGAAAUAAUAAUCGCAAAUUUUUCCAUUAGCCACCCAAAGUUUGCUCAAUACAAUCCUGUUCAAGGCUUUAGGUCAUUACGUCGUUGUUUACAGGAAGUUUAUUAUUUGUUUGUGAAAAACAAUCGUACGCAUAUCAGUUCUGACAACAACUUCUGGAGCGAACGGAGAAAGGGUAGCAUAAAUAAUUCCCCUCAUUUCAUUCGUCCAAAUGUGGGUGAAAAGCGAAGACAUGAGAACAUCCCACCUCAUGAUACCCCAAUCGAAUUUUUGUUGCAUCAUUACUUUGCCCAAAUUGGCGUUCUCCAGUCAAUCAACAAUGUGCUGAAGGAGCGCCAUGAAAUCGAAUCCAAUUACAAAAAUCUUGCCCUCAAGUUUCGAGACAUGCAGGAAGAGGAAGCAUUCCGGCGGGCGAAGGUUUCUAAGUUUGACGAAGCGCGCAAAAAGCAACUGGCGGAACUGCAAGCGAAGGGAGAGGCCCUCUGUCGAGAGAAGGCCAAACUGCAGCAUCAGAUCGAGCAUGUCACCUGGCACCUGGAGGGGUGUCGAAGGCGGAGACCGUGUCUGGCGCGAUUACCGGAAAACUGCCCGCUCAAGGGAGACGAGCCCAGCUGUUUGUCGCAUUCGCCGGAGAAACUCAAAAUCAUGGCUAACAUGAAAACUACUGCCGAUCACCUGGUGAGAGGAAUCAUGGAUCUGAGGAAAAAGAUCCAUAUCGUGCAGGAUAAGCUGGAACACGAAGUUGCUCGCAAGAAAGACAUGGAGAAAAAACUCGCCGAGCUGCGGAAGCAAAUCUGCCAGCAUAACAAGUGUAUGCAGCUGCAGAGCCACCGGGAACACGCCCACCAUCAUGCCCAUCAUCAUCAUCACCAUCAUCACGGGGGCGGCGGUGGCCAAUCGGGUACCACUUCGUUGCCCCCAAUUAAAAACUGCCCGGGGGUAAAAUAGCAGCGAGCAAACUCGGAGAGCGUGAAGGGACACGGCGUGGGAGCAGCAGCAGCACCAGCACGAAGCUCGAAUCGAGGCACCAACAACCAAAAGCAACAAUGUCCCCACGGGAAGUACGUGAAGCUGCCCCGACCACGAUCAAAUGUAGCACCGUAAAAUCAUGAAAAGUUCUUUUCAGCGGGGAAUGUGGCUGGAAUUUUUUUGAGGUUCUGGGCAUAGAGUUUUUGUUAGGUUCCUUGUUCCGCGAGGGAGGAUACAGUAAACAGUUACUUUUGCCACGUUAGCUGUUGUAAGUUGCAUUUAAUGCCAAAAGUCUAACGCAAAUAUUAGUGAUAAGUUGAUUUUGUUGAACGGAUGCUUGUGAUGAUUGAAUUGCGCGUUUGAGUAGUUACCGUUAGAAGAAAUUUUAUAUUAUUCAGCUGUUCGAUUAUUUUACAGUCGAAAUUAUUACUCUACUUCCUAUGCUAUCGUUACCACUAGUUCUAGAGCUCAUGUAAUCUGAUACAUUGUAGUGUACAUCAUUCACCACCAUUCACUUCCAAAAUUAAAUCGAAAUAA